AGCUCUCUCGGCCGGCUGAGGUUUGGCUGCUGUGUCCUCUGGAAAGAGUUUGCGCUGGAGGAGGGAGCCGAUUUCGCAUCGCUCUCACAGACCAGGCGCCAAGUGUAGCAGUCCCGUCCGCAGUCUGCCUCAGCACUUCAACUGCCCGCAAUGCCAGUGGAUACUGCCGCCCCGCUCAUUUCCACGCCGCACUGAGUAGCUGUACCUCUCAACGAGGUACCCUGGAUCUUUACUUUUGGACUGCUGUGUACACUGUCCUGAGUCAUCUGCGCUGCAUGAAGCGAAUGGAGAAGGUCCAAGGAUAACAGAGGGUGCAGGAUUUUGCUACUGCAGAAGACCUGCCGGUGGUUCUCUGCCCGAGGGGCUGCGCGUCUGUCAAAGGCUUUGGUGUCGCAUCCACUAUUUUGAUCAUCUAAAUUCGCCUUGCAUGGAUACAUCAUGGCUACGUUUGUAUGCAGGGUGCAGUUCUUAGAUGAUACUGAUCCAUUUAACAGCACUAAUUUCCCCGAGCCCACCAGGCCACCUCUGUACACUUUCAGGGAAGAUAUUCCUCUGAUAAAUCAGAUUGCUGGAGUCCACAGGCUGCUAAAAGCCCCACAGAAGCCUGAUGACUGCGCCCUUCAGCUGUCCCAUAAUGGAAGCUAUCUGGACUUGGAGUCUACCCUGGCAGAACAGAGAGAUGAACUGGAGGGAUUUCAGGAGGAAGGAGGGAGAGGCAAGAAACACAGCAUUAUUCUCCGAACACAGCUGUCAGUCAGAGUUCACGCCUGCAUCGAAAAACUCUACAACUCAACUGGAAGGGAGCUACGGAGAGCCCUCUUUUCCCUCAAGCAGAUUUUUCAGGAUGACAAGGACCUGGUGCACGAGUUCGUGGUGGCCGAAGGACUGACAUGUUUGAUAAAAGUGGGAGCUGAAGCCGACCAGAACUACCAGAAUUAUAUCCUCAGGGCUCUUGGACAGAUAAUGCUGUAUGUGGAUGGGAUGAAUGGCCUCAUAUCUCACAAUGAAACAGUCCAGUGGCUUUACAGCCUGGUCGGGUCCAAGUUCCGUCUAGUGGUGAAGACAGCCCUAAAGCUUCUGCUGGUGUUUGUGGAGUACACAGAGUCUAACGCCACCCUGCUCAUAAAGGCUGUGAAUGUUGUGGAUGCCAAAAGAGGCACAAAACUGUGGUCAAAUGUCAUGGAGAUUUUGGAUGAGAAGGAUGGAGUGGAUACAGAGCUGCUGGUGUAUGCAAUGACACUCAUCAAUAAGACUCUGGCAGGCCUCCCAGACCAGGACUCCUACUACGACAUGGUAGACUGUCUGGAGGAGCAGAGCAUUGAAGCCAUGGCCCAGAGACAUCUGAGCAGGAAGGGCACUGACCUCGACCUCGUAGAGCAGUUCAACAUCUAUGAGUUGACUCUCCGCCAUGAGGACGGUGAUGAAGAAUCUCAGUUGCCUCCUAACGCCCGGAAGGACCGACGUCGGGCUAGUGUCGGGGGCUCCAACGAAAAGCGCGGCCUGGAGAGAAGACGCAGCCGGAGACAUUCGCUCCAGAAUGGCAGAGGUCCCGCCUCUGCCCCAGCAUCACCCAGCAGCCCUCAUACUCAUACAAGCAGCUUCCUGCCCUUUGGCGGCCAACGUGUUGAAGACAUCAGUGAAAGUCUGACAGACACAAACAACUCCCCUUCAUCUUUCACUGCUAGAAAGCCCUGCUGGGCUGAAAGAAUAAGUGCCAAUGGCACUCCAUACCCUGGCAGGCACCAGGCUCCUACAUCACCCAUCCAUCGUUUCACUAGUUCAGCGACUUCCACAGCAGACACCAAACCUGACAGACCUUCCUUAGGGGGCUUGCUAACUUCAUCUUUCAGACAACAUCAGGAGUCUCUGGCUGCAGAGAGAGAGAGGAGGCGCUUGGAAAGAGAGGAGCGUCUGCAGAGGAUCGAAAGGGAAGAGAGGAACCGCUUAAAUCAAGAUUAUGUAGACAAGAGGGAUGAAGUAAGACAAGCCAGAGAGGAAAGGUACAAGGCUGUGGAGAGGCUAGCUGCAGAGGAGUUUGAGCGGGAGCGACCCAGAGCGCCAACAAGAGGACGGACAGAGAUCACUUUGUGUUUGAGUUCCAACCCUGCCAGCCGCUCUGUAUCUCGCUCUGCCACACCCUCAUCCAUCAUCUCACAAGAAGACACGGUCGCCAGCGCACAGCAGACAUCGGGAACAGAACACAUCUCAGAGCCAAACCUUGACCCACAGACCAGAACCAAAAGCCCAGCGCCAGAGUUAACAGUAUCAGAACCUUCCCCCACACCUCCUCCUGAGCCAGACAAGCAGCAGACUGAGACUGAGUCGCCUGCAGAGACGGAGGAUGUUGAUGAGACUCAGUCUGACCAGAGUGUAAUUGCGGAGCCAGCAGCAGACGAACAGGCAGGCACAGAGAAAGAAGAGAGGCGAGAGCAGGAGAAGCUGGAGGAACAGAAACAGUGCAUGAAUGAGGGAGACGUAGAAGAGCAGGUGGAAGAAGCGGAGGUAGCCGAUGUAGCGGAGGUGGCAGAGACAGAUGUGGAGGUGGAUGUUGAGUUAGAGGAGGGGUCAGAGAAGGAGCAGCCGAUGGAAAGGGAUGUAGAAGACAGUGUAAUGCUGAGUGAGAAGGAGAGACAGAACGAGGAAGUGAAUGAGAAGGACAACUGCUCCGCAUCCAGCAUCUCCUCUACGAGUAGCACUCUGGAGAGGGAGGAGCGGGAGGAGAAACUCACCAAUGACAUUGAAGCAGGCCAAUGGACGCAGUGCAUUAAAGAUGCAGAUGUGAACGACCAGUGCAACAAAAUACUCAAUAGCAAGCGCUUCAUGCUGGACAUGCUCUAUGCUCAGAAGGCGACCAGCAAGGAUGAAGAGAACGUAGGUGAGACAGAGAAAGAAAACUGUAAAUGUGAGAAGGAGACAGAGGUCAGUGACUCUUCUGUGGCGAGCCUGGCCAGCAGGAUCUCCACACUGGAGGCUCACAGACAGGCCAGAGAAGAAAAUGUGAAAAAACUGGAAGUCGGGCAUCUGGACAACCAGGGCAGUGUCCGAGCAGUGGCGGAGAAAUUUGGAGAUUUGGUCAAAGGCCUAUCAUCUCCUCCUGAGGUGGAGGCCUCAAAAGAGCAGCAGCAGCAGCAACAGCAGCAGCAGCAGCAGCAGACUGACAAAUCAUCAACUGCUGUCUCAUCAGCUUUACCCCCGAAGAAAGAGUCAGACUAUAUCUGGGAUCAGCUGAUGGCCACACCCAGGGAGCUACGGAUCAAAGAAAUGGACUUCACAGACCUGAAGGAUGAGGAUGACAUGGAUAUUUUAGAUAUGGACAACGUGAUGGGGUCGGGCGAUCUUUUACCACCACCUCCUCCUCCCCCGUGCAACGCUGCCCUACCGCCACCCCCGCCCUUGUUUGGGUGCCCCCCACCUCCUCCCAUCCUCGGCAAAAUGAUGCCCCCACCUCCACCAUUCAUGGCCCCCAUCCCUCCACCUUCCCCUCAACUGAGUCGAGGGGAGGUGCCUCUCUUCCAGAAGAAGAAGAAGACCAUCCGUCUCUUCUGGAACGAGGUGCGUCCCGUGGACUGGCAGUGUAAGAGCCAUAAAUUCUGUAAGGAGUCCCUGUGGUCCAAACUGGAGCCAAUUAAACUGGACACGUCCAAACUGGAGCAGCUGUUUGAGUCCAAAUCCAAGGAGCUGCCUGUUACAAAGAAAGCUGCAGUUGAUGGCAAACGACAAGAAAUCAUAGUCCUGGAUUCCAAACGAAGCAACGCAAUAAACAUCGGCUUGACUGUCUUACCCCCUCCUCGCACCAUCAAGACAGCUAUCCUCAACUUCGAUGAGUACGCACUGAACAAAGAGGGCAUUGAGAAAAUCCUGACGAUGAUCCCCACAGAGGAAGAGAAGCAGAGGAUCCAGGAGGCUCAGCUGGUCAACCCUGAUAUCCCCUUGGGCAGCGCUGAGCAGUUCCUUCUCACCCUCUCCUCCAUCACAGAGCUGUCUGCUCGCCUGCAGCUGUGGGCAUUCAAGAUGGACUAUGAGCUUAUUGAGAAGGAGGUAGCGGAGCCUCUUCAGGAUCUUAAAGAAGGGAUGGACCAGUUAGAGAAAAACAAAACACUCCGCUACAUCUUAACCACGUUGCUGACCAUCGGCAACUUCCUCAACGGCACUACCGCUAAAGGCUUUGAGCUGAGUUACUUGGAGAAAGUCCCAGAGGUGAAGGACACAGUUCACAAGCAGUCCCUGCUGCACCAUGCCUGCACCAUCGUGGUGGAGAAGUUUCCCGACAGCACUGACCUCUACUCCGAGAUAGGAGCGAUCACCCGCCUGACAAAAGUGGAUUUCGACCAACUUCAAGACAAUCUGGCCCAGAUGGAGCGAAGGUGCAAAGCAUCAUGGGAUCACCUCAAGGUCAUUGCGAAACAUGAGAUGAAACCAGCAUUGAAACAAAAAAUGUCAGACUUCCUUAAAGACUGUGCGGAGAGGAUUAUUAUUCUGAAGAUCGUACAUCGAAGAAUACUCAACAGGUUUCACGCCUUUCUGCUAUUCCUGGGUCAUCCGAUAUACGCGGUACGUGAGGUCAGCAUUCAUCGCUUUAGCAAGAUCCUGAGUGAAUUUGCCCUGGAGUAUCGCACAACACGAGAGCGCGUGCUACAACAGAAACAGAAGAGGGCCAACCACCGAGAGAGGAACAAGACCAGGGGAAAAAUGAUAACAGAUAGUGGUAAAUUUGGCAACGGCCCGCCAGACGCACAGGAAAGCCAGCCUCAGGGUAUCCAGUACGCUGAAGAUGCAGCUGAACACGAGAACAUGAAGGCCGUGCUGAAGAGCAGCCUGCAGGGCGGAGAGAGCGGAGUGUCAACGGUGCCGGGCCUCCGUACACGCACCAGAGCCAGCAGCACUAGAGGGCGUGUCCCCCCAUGGUGCACUAGCAGUGACGACCCAGUGAACUGCACAGAUGAUACAGCUGAUGAGAUCAUGGAGAGGAUAGUUAGGUCAGCCACUCAGGGGCCCAGCCAGCGGACGCAACCUCGAGAGAGGAGGCGCUCCCGAGCCAACCGAAAGUCAUUGAGAAGGACACUGAAGAACGGUUUGACGACAGAGGAGGCCAACGCUCUCGGCUUGUCCAGCGGUUCAGAGAUGCAGGUGUGAGCAGAACCCGGAUCCCAUCAGACACGAAGACGUCUGCAAGCCCUUUCACUGCCCCUCCACUGCCUUCACUCAUCAUGGCAACCCACUACUCUGGCUUGGCGCUAAAAUCCCCCCCCCCCACCGCCCCGCCC
Messenger RNA from Thunnus maccoyii (southern bluefin tuna), 5264 nucleotides. RefSeq names its product formin homology 2 domain containing 3b (gene fhod3b). Gene Ontology annotation, biological process: actin filament network formation; cortical actin cytoskeleton organization; sarcomere organization. The record is from RefSeq and is a predicted model, not a curated record. The transcript is spliced from 26 exons. Gene Ontology annotation, molecular function: actin filament binding. Lineage: Eukaryota; Metazoa; Chordata; Actinopteri; Scombriformes; Scombridae. Bases 439 to 5133 code for a protein of 1564 amino acids. Gene Ontology annotation, cellular component: cytoplasm; cytoskeleton.